AUGUCUCCCAACCACUCCGCUGGCCAGACUUGGGCCACAAACACUUCGCCCACAUUCUCCACUGGUCCCUACGGCGCUCAUACCUGGAACUUUCCCACUCAAGAUGCGGAGGCUUCUGUUAGCGUUGGCAGUGGUUCUGGCCCGGAGAACAUGCCACCCGUGGUCCCCUUCCGUGAGCCGAUCGCUGGAGAUCCUCGCCUCUCCGCUUCGCCAUACCGUUUCCUUCAUUGCUAUUCGGAGCAGUGGUUGAAGGAGAACGCAUCUCAACCACCUCAAGUCCCGGCGUCUGCGCCUUUCAACCAAUGCGCUACCGCUUCGUUCGGCAAUGACAACGGUGCUGGUCUCCAACUAGGUUAUGGUCAGUUUCCUCCCAACUCCUCCGCGCCUCCCUCGCCUCACUUCGUGUGUCUUCUCGACCCCACAGCCCCCCAGGGCAACACCCCACGUCUGAACCGCCCAGUGCGCACACUCCGUCCGUCCACACAAAACCCUCAGGCCCCAUACCGCAAGCGGUCCCGGGAGGCCUCACCAUCGGACGAGGGCCCCACACCGAGUGUCAAGAAGGCCGUAUGGCCCCAGGACUACCCGCCUUGCUUUGACAUACGCGCCGAUCUAGACAAGAUAGUCGAAUGCAAGUGGGCGGCCAAUGGGCGAAAGUGCGGUUAUCGUGACACGCUCGACAACUUCACCGAGCUCCACGUCAUGGACGCCUCCGGCCACAAGCACGACCUCGACCGCACCGCGCAUCUGGAGGUCUUCAAGGGGGUCGAGAGGACGGUGCUGCUCUGCCGGUGGGCCGGGUGCGAGCUGAACGAAAAGGGCAGGUUCAUCGACAAGGACAACUUCCUGCGCCACGUCAAGGACACGCACCUGCAGGAGAGCUACCUUGAGUGCUACUUCUGCAAGUAUCGCGCGCGCGGAGACUCGUACAGGAAGCGGCACGGCCCCGCGCUGCGCUGCCCUCGCCUCCCGUACCUUCUCGCUGGCGCGGGCUCGCCGGCUUCUUUAUCCCCCAAGCCUUCCUCCUCAUCCGUUUCACCAUCACCGUCGACAAGCGGCUCUGGAACCCCCUCCCCAUUCGCCUACGAGACUCCCCGGUACGCUUCGACGCCCACCUCAACCUCGACGCGCGCCCCGACCGCCGCCCAGCCGUCGCCGCCCCCUGCGAGCCCUUCUCCUCAGCAUCCGCACACCGACACUCCCCCGGUGUUCCCGCAGUACACGGAGCCCAUUCCCCGGAUAGUCCCUUCGUCGCCCCGCGUCGUCUCCGCGCCGGUGACCCCGUCGGGACUCCGCGUCCCUUCCCCGCCGCCCGUCCCCGCGCCCCCCGCGGCGCCCGAGCCGGUCAACCUCGGAGUCGCGGACAGCGCCACGCAGGCGGUCGCCGGCUUCCUCGACUACGACUUUGACCUCGGGCACGACUUUUUCAACUACUUCAGCCUCGACCUCGGCCUCGACCGCGGAUUCGAGUUCGAUCCGCUGCUCGACCUUGACGAGGCGGGAGCAGACUUCCCUGAGCCGUCCGGGGCGCGCCUGGAGAUCGUGGGUUGA
Messenger RNA from Epithele typhae, 1551 nucleotides. RefSeq lists its product as uncharacterized. The record is from RefSeq and is a predicted model, not a curated record. The coding region runs from base 1 to 1551 and encodes 516 amino acids. The transcript is spliced from 4 exons. Lineage: Eukaryota; Fungi; Basidiomycota; Agaricomycetes; Polyporales; Epitheliaceae.